UAUUCACGGUCCGGCCUGGCCGUUAAUAGCAAUUAUCAUGCUGACUAUAUAACUCGACAGGGGGUCAGGUUCCGGCUGCAAUUGACCCUAUUGACGUGGACUCCGUCGCCAACGAGAGAAGUAUACAAUGCGCAUCGGAGUUUUAAUUUUUGUGGUCUGCCUGCAGGUAUACAGUGCUUUCGUCGUAUUUCCCCUUCUAACGGAAGUCAAAAGUAGACUUCUAAAUUCUACUGCAAACGAUAUCAAGAAGAGCAUUUCCAUGGUUUUUAAAAUGGGAUCACUAAUGGAGAUUUUCGGGGACAGUCGGCAGGGAAAUGCGUCCUCGGACAAUAUAACUGACCAAUUUAAGGCUGGCUUAGCGUUCCUGCCGAAAUAAUCAAAUGAAAGCGCUGGUGUAUCAUCCGUUCAUUAAAAACCAGCUUUGCUAAGCGAGACCUCUCUUCGAUCUACAAAAACA
Molecule: messenger RNA, 457 nt
Organism: Drosophila teissieri
Lineage: Eukaryota; Metazoa; Arthropoda; Insecta; Diptera; Drosophilidae
Exons: 2
Coding region: 128-376 (82 amino acids)
Source: RefSeq, a predicted model, not a curated record